This is a messenger RNA of Ceutorhynchus assimilis (cabbage seed weevil), 5187 nucleotides long. NCBI's taxonomy places the organism in Eukaryota, Metazoa, Arthropoda, Insecta, Coleoptera, Curculionidae. The record is from the annotation of a GenBank genome assembly.
UGAUACUGGAACGGUACAAAUCUAGUGCGUGGCGCCCCCUCUGGAGCGCGCCAAUGUGCAUACUGGAAAGCGGCUCUUACCUACCUCUCUCAAAUAACCUUGGUGUCGGUCAGAGUCAAGUCAGUCCUCGACCGUAUACUCUUCAAUCGGUUCUGAUUCAAUCUCCUUUGGUGUGAUGUAAGAAAAAUCGCUACGCUGUCGACUUUCGCCUCCGCCUCGCCAGUCGCCAGACAGACGCGUUCUUCUUCUUCCUGUUUUGUUGCAUACUUCCACUUUAUUCCACUUCCACUUUCCACUUUCCACUUUCCCCCUCAGUUUCUGUUUCUACGUUUUUACUUGUUGUUCGUAGUUGCAGUUGUCCGGUUUCGUGUUUCGGGUUUGUGCAUGGCAAAAUAAAAAACAGUCUGUUGUAAGCAGAAAUUGCGAUUAGCGAAUUUUUAUCGACAUAAAAAAUAAAAACAGUGGCUGAUAAAAUAAGUUCAAAAUGCAUUCGUUAUUGGCCAAGUGUGAUGAAAACCCUACCUACCCAUCAGGUAGAGUGAACGGAGUACGACCAGCACAGAUUCCCGAUCCAGAAUUUGACAGCGAUGAUGAGGAUGAUGAUGAUGAGUUUGACAAUAUGAAUUAUGAAGAGGAAUUUGUAAAGAAAGAAAUGAAGCUGUAUGAGACUGGUUACAAUAAAGAAGGUGAACGUGGUGGAUAUGGUGACGAUUUGAGCACAAAUGUCGAUUGUCAACAAUACAGUGAAAUGGCGUCAGAAGACAGACGAGCAUCCAAUGAGAUUUAUAAAAAGUACAACUUUCUUCUCAACCUGGAUGUGAGAUCAGAAUUGCCCAUAGAUUCAUUUAGAAGUCGAAUUUUAACUAGGAUCGCACUAAAUCAAGUGGUUGUCAUACAGGGGGAUACCGGAUGCGGUAAAACUACGCAAGUGCCUCAAAUGAUAAUGGAUUCACUAAGAGAAAAUAAUGAAGUUUGCAACAUCAUCGUUACUCAGCCACGAAAAAUUGCAACUAUCAAUGUCGCAAAGAGGGUCUGUGAAGAGCGUGGGUGGACUUUGGGUACUGUUUGUGGAUAUCAGGUUGGCUUAGAAAAAAAAGUAUCACCUGACCAGCUCAUAACUUAUGUAACCACUGGUGUACUGCUACAAAAGCUGAUCCAUAAGAAAUCUUUGACCGAGUAUAGCCAUAUCAUCAUCGACGAAGUGCACGAACGCAAUCAAGAAUUGGACUUUUUGUUGCUAAUAGUCAGAAAAUUUCUUUUCACCAAUUCACCACACGUUAAGCUUAUUUUGAUGUCCGCCACCAUAGAUGCAGACCAAUUCGCCUAUUAUUUCCGCAAAAAAGUUGACACCGAAACGAUUCCGGCGCCAAUUAUAAAUAUAGACGAAGUUUCUCAGUAUGGUAAAACAAUAUUCUAUUGGGAUCAGUACAGUGCUUUCGUAAAAAGUGGCAAGUUUGAUAAAACACGACCCGAAAUAACAAGCGAAGUAUGGAACAUGUUCAUAUUUCUUGUGAAAAUAUUUGAUAAACUAGAGACUCCUGAAGAGCAGGAAAAACCCAAUGGCAAUGUGCUCGUUUUUCUUCCUGGUAUCAACGAAAUCGAAGAGGCCCACAGGUUGUUGGUAGCAGAACAGACUAAAACUCACACAGAUAGUGCCGGAGGCGGAAGACCUAAAUCAAAAUGGGAAAUAGUACCUUUGCACUCAUCCCUACCAAAUGAUGAACAAGCCAAAGUUUUCAUUAGGGCACCACCUGGACACAGAAAAAUUAUUUUGUCGACAAAUAUAGCAGAGAGUUCAGUUACUGUACCCAACACAACUUUUGUAAUCGAUUUUUGCCUAACGAAAGUGCUGACCGUUGAUCCGAUAACAAAAUACGCAAGCCUAAAACUGGACUGGGCAUCCCAUGUAAAUUGCGAUCAAAGAGCAGGCAGAGUGGGACGAACAUGCGACGGACGAGUUUAUAGGCUUGUCUCGAAUCAAUUUUAUAAUGAAUGUAUGGUCCCGAUGGGUGAACCAGAAAUUUUACGAGCACCAUUAGACCGAAUUGUGCUCCAGACAAAAAUGCUCGAUCUGAAUGAAACACCUGCUCAAAUUUUGGCAUUGGCCCUUGACCCACCCAACUUCAAAAAUAUAGAGUCCACCUUGUGGCAGUUAAAAGAGAUUGGGGGUUUAUUGAAGACUUGCCGUGGUAUCUUGUCAAACGCCGACGGAGAUAUAACAUUUUUGGGAAAAGUUAUGGCUUUGUUACCAAUUGACGUUCAUCUAUCAAAGUUGAUUGUAUUUGGUCAUCUCUAUAGUUGUUUAGAGGAAACCAUUAUAAUUGCUGCCGGCUGUUCAAUACAAAACAUAUUUUCGGUUCCAUUCCAAAGAAGAUUGGAGGCCUACAGAAAAGUGUUGCUCUGGGCUGAUGAGUCGUGUAGCGAUCUCAUUGCUUUAUUGAAUUUAUACUCGGUCUGGGAAAAUUUACAUCGUGAAAACUGUUUCUCCAUUCGAAAACUUGAAGUGGAUUGGUGUCAUAGAAAUUUGAUCAGUAUAAAAGGAUUAAGGGAAUGGAAAUUGCUCAUUACAGAAAUUAAAUCUCGACUGGAAAGAUUACGGAUAAGAGAAACAGGUGGUCAAUCCAGAGUUCAUCUUUCCGAAUCUGAAAAACCAACAGUAUUGAAGGUCAUAAUGGCUGGGGCAUUUUACCCGAAUUUCUUUGUGAAAUCAUCAGAUGGUCGUCAGAAGGGACGUGAAAGGGAAUGUGUUAAAACGAUUGGAGGAAGAGAUCCAUGUACUACAAUAUAUUUUUCUGGUUUCGAAACAAACCAGCCAGGCCAGAUUUACGUGAGACAAAUAAAACGAAUGCUUCGGGAAGAUGGAGAACAAAAGACAGAUUGCCACAUCAGCUUUGAUGGCAGCACAAAAAUUUAUGUGGAGUUUAGGAAUAUUAGUGAUUCCAUUACUUUUAAUACUGAUGGAUUCAAUAACUCCUCCUCAAGGGCGUCUAAAAAAAUUCCAAAACAAUUGUAUGAAAUGAUCAGAAAACGUCAACUGAAAUAUGAGUUUCCUUUGGACAUAUUACCCUAUAAAGCUGCGUGGGAAUUUGCUGAAAAAAAUGGAUGUAGAGGGGCUGGUGAUCCAAGUUUGCCAUUGACAAGGACGAAUACAGCUUCUACUAGUCAGACUAACUGUUUCACGUUGACCCAGUACAACCCGAUACCGUCCAACGAUUGUCAGUAUAUUCAAAUUCACAUAACAAAUCAUAUUGAUGCUGGUCAUUUCUGGGUCCAAAUCGCCGACGAAAGGACUACCGAGCUGUUAGAACAGAUAGAAGAGGCCCUCAAUGGGCAAGCUUUGCAGCGAGUAGAUGAACAGUUGAAACUUGGAAAAAUUUAUGCUGCCAAGUUCAGAGAGGACAAUUGUUUUUAUCGAUGCAGAUUAGUUGCUGUGGCGGGUGCUAUUAAUCAGAUUCUUUUUAUUGAUUAUGGUAAUAUUCAAGAAGUGAAAAUGGAAGAAUUGUAUUAUUUGCCCCAACGACCCCAAUGUUUUGUUGCUCCCUUAGCGUUUGAGUGCGUUAUGUAUGGUAUAAAGCCCUCAUACAAGUGCAAUCCCACUGGAACAUGGAAUGAGGAGAUUAAUGAACAUUUCAGGAAUAUGUCUUCCGGCAUUGUGUUAUAUGGAGAGGUAUAUUCUGUGGUAAACGACACAGUGGAAUUGGAAAUUUAUAGAAGCUCCUCCAAAAGUUUGUCACUCAACCAAUUUAUGCUGAAUGAAGGUUAUGCCGAACCGUCUGUACCUAGUUUUCUAUCAAGGCAAAACCACGACAUCCGUAUGACAAUACUGGGCUCUGAUAAUCCAUCAGAAGAAGCCGUCAGGCUGUCUAGGGGUACGAGCGUCAGUUACGCCGAUUUUCCUGAUCCUGAACUGCGCAAUACGCGUCGUAUAUAUCUGAAAGGUCCAUUCAGUCCUUUUGAGUACCAACUGUACUCGUGCACCUAUUUGGGCCAGGGUAAACCCGUUAGCGUAGAAGGCACAUCCGUGAAUGCUGUUUUACUGGAUACGGAGCCAGACAAUCCACAUUCCAGAUUGUUGGUUGCAGCAUAUGUCGGCCAAACCGCCGAUGGUAACAGGCUGAAGCUGCGACAAACUACUUUGCUGCCAAAUGUGGCCGGUUUUCCUAUGUUGUUGGCUGCCAUAUUUUGUCCUACAAUGGAACCAAAGCUUACAGCGGACAAAUCUUUAGUAGCCUCCAUUUUAUGUGGUCUUGGCUACAACCGCGUAACUAAUAAACCCUUGUACCCUGCUCAUGAUAUAGUUUUAGACUUGGACACAGUAUUGAAAAUUGAGGAGCUAGAAAAGAUUAAUCGUCUACGAUAUUUGAUGAAUACAGGCAUUAAAACUAUGCAUGCAAUAGAGCAGGAGCGCGCCACUCAAACGGAGCUGUUCAAGCUUCAAUCUCAAAUUAAAGAAGCUAUUUUAAGUUUAAUUUACAUGGCCAGGGAACCGAUAGAUUCGAUAAAUGUCACGGCCGAAAAUGUCCAGUGGGGCGUGCACGGAAAUGUUGGACUGUUGAAGCCUACUUACGAAGAUGAGGAGCAGGAUAUUUGGCCUCUAUUGUGGUUUGUUCAUUUGCCCGAUAUCACGCCCCAGCAGAAAGCUAUUGCAAAAAAUCUAGAGGAUUUGGACAACAUGACUAUGGAGGUGAAACCAUUUGAAGAAACCUGCUGUGAGUUAUGUCAAACGUUGUUACCGCUCCUAUCUCAUCUUCGUUUGCAUAUCUCAUCCAAGGAUCAUAAAGAAAAUGAGGAACAUUACAAAUCGGAAAUUUCGAAAGAUGUAAUGUAGAUAGCGAUCCAUAAAAAACUUUUUUUGUGGAAAAGCAAAGAAUUAUCCUUUUGUUCAUUAUUUUGUAUUCUAUUUUUUGUUUUGGAAUGUUUUACCAAAACUAUGUAGGUGUCUACAUACUAUGUUUUGUAAUAAUUUUAAGUUUGAGUUGACAAAGUUAUUUUUUUAUCUAGAAUAAGGGAUGAUCUUGGUAACGAAAACUUUAUUUACUUUUCACGGACGUUUAGAAUUAUGUAUUAUGUUUUUAGUUUUUGAUUGAUUCAUCCUGUGAUGUUUAUGUUUCGAUAUCAAAUUUAGAAUUGAUUCCUAUUAUUUUUCUAUUUGUAAAACCAUUACAAUAAACGAUUUUCAAAAAAAAA